Molecule: messenger RNA, 23193 nt
Organism: Coregonus sp. 'balchen'
Lineage: Eukaryota; Metazoa; Chordata; Actinopteri; Salmoniformes; Salmonidae
Source: the annotation of a GenBank genome assembly
AUGCACAGCGCGCCGUUAGAGGUGAAAGACUACAAUGGACAGAAGAUCAACGUGUCGGUGGCCAAGAAAAAUCGAAACGACAAGAAAAGGAGAACAACGGGUAUGGAAAACUUAUGUGGAUGCUUAGCUGUUAUUUAGCUAGAUGCCUACCUUACAUUUUUUAUGGUGAAGUUAGAGGAUCAAACAUUUUAUUGUCAUCUUGUCUUCUACACAGCCACAGCACCAAAAGAACCAGUACCACAAAAAUAACAUAAAUCUCAAGGAAGUGUAGUAUAUGAAGAAUUAUUACUUUGCUAAUGUUUUCAAGUGGAACCUGAGAGGAUGUUUAUUUAGUGUCAGAGGGAAUUGUUUUAGGGUGACGCCCCAUAGAAGACAGGGGAUUGGACAGUAGAGGGAGCCACCCAUAUUUUGGGAAUAUUAUAAGUACUGGGUUUAAACAAAGAAGAGCGGAGCGGACAUUGUAAUUUGGAAAACACUGCUCUCCGGGUGAUCAUGACAUCUGUAAACUUAUGCUGAAAUCUUGUGACAUGAAUAAAACUUAUGAUCAAAGUUCAGUAUAAGCGGACUCCUUUGUUUAACAGCAAUAAUUAGCAACAUUGACUCGACACUACAAAAUGGCGUCACGAACUGGAUCGGUCUGCGUCUCUCCUUUGUUCCAUUCAUGGGCGCCGAGCUGACUCUCGUUCCAAAGUCAUGGCCAGAUAAGGGUGAGUUUCCUCACCACUUUGGGCAUUUGUUAGUUCGAAGGCUAUUUGAGUGUGCAAGGGGGAGAUGUACCGUGUAAAGUACUUGUGUGUGCUGGUGUGGCUGUUAUUGCUGUGGACUAGGGGUCUGUCAUAACUAUUCUAAAUUUGGUUGCACUGGUGAACGGCGCAAAUAGGGGGGAGUGUCUAUAGAGAUAUUUUGCUUGAAUAGGAAUUCAAGAACAAUCGAUUGAAAGGAAUAAGGCCAAGGUAUAUGUAUACAAAUUAGGACAUUGCGAAUCUGGAAAGACCUCUAAACAAGGCGAUCUUUAGGAUGGGCCGAAAAUCCUGUAACAUGUUAGAUGGAAUGGGUGAGUCCUGGGGACUGGAGGCUGUGGUAUAUACAUUCUAUUGCAAGUUACCGCUCAGCUGGUGUUUGACGAAGCAUUUGUUUGAUGUGACCGCUCAUUGAAUAUCCAUAGAACUCGCGGCAGCAUAAAGUUAGGGACAAAGGAAAAUGAAUUUUACGGCGCAAUGUAGGUUACAUUGCUACAUGCUACAUGUUACAUACAUGCUACAUGCUACAUGCUAACAUGUGACCUUAGAGGGCCAUCGAGAUGGAAUAAAGCCUCUUAAAUUAUGUUUGUGUGUGUAGAAUUUAAGUUCUAGGCUUUGUGAGCUCUGUUAAAUGUUGUUUGGCUAUGAGGAGAAAACGGAGUUACAGCGGGACUGUUAACUUUCUGUUUGGCUUGGGGAGAGAGCUGCUUGAGGGCUCCGUCCACGCUGAAAUCGUACUGGUGAAUGAACUGCGCAUGCGUGUGAUUUUGUGACUUUAGAGUUACGUAGGGAGAAUAUGCCACUGCCUACACUGGGUGCAAGGGGGAGACACAGACGCAGACAAAAGACAGAGAUUUAGAGUCUAAUGGUGUAUUCUGGUUGUUACAUCGGCUGUUUGACGAUGAAACUGUUUUCUUGAGACAUAUUGAAUUGAUAAAUGAGAGAGAUAUGUUGACGGAUUAAAAAUAAAAAUAAUUAAAUAAAUAAAUAAAAUAAAAAUGUUAUUGAGCUAUUUAUGCGAUUCCUGAGUUAAUUCUUAGCGCAAAUGUGACUGGAGGAAUAUUGAAUGGUUGAAAUAACUCAGUGACUGCAUAAACUACUAAAUUCUUGUCUGUUUCUUUGUUCUUUUGUCAUAUGAGAGACGAUAAGAGGAACGAGGAGAGAGAGAGAAAGAGAGGAAGUGCUGACGUGUACAUCAUGUGACAGGGUGUGACGCGACAAGAGGCUGCUGCGACAGGAUCAAGUCAAAAGAGAAUCAGGCUAGUGCUGUUCUGUUUACAAAGUCUUCCCCUACAGGAUAUUUGAUGUUAUGACAAUUUGACAAAGACUUGGCAAAAGACUGAUAAAAUAAAAAUGGCAUUUUGGAGUUUCUGUGAAUGAGUGGGUUUGAUUAGAGUUGUGUUGGGAAUCGAGUACUGACAUUAUUCUGUAAAAUUAAGAUAAUUGGAUGCUUAUUAAGCAAUGGGUUUUAUGAGUACUGUAGUGUUGCUGGAUUAUAGGUGUUUUCUUUUUGGAUUGCUCUGAAGUUGUCUACUUUCCUGUACUUUUCCUGAUUGAAGGUGGUAAGAUAGCCACUAAUUGAUAAAUUAGUAAAAUAGGAAAUAUAUAUAUAUAUAUUUUUUGAUUAUUCAUAAAUUUAUUGAUUAAUUGUUUAAUUGAAGAAAAGAAAAAAUAUUAAUUAUUUUUUUGAAUAUUCAUAUUGUUAUUGAUUAAUUUUUAUUAUUUAGGGGAAAAAAAUGUUUUAGUUUAUAUUAAAAAUUAAAGGGAGGACACUAUAAGCUAUAUAUUCUAAAAUAAUAAUAAAAUAAUUCACAAUAAAGGAAUAUAAAAGAGUUGUUACAAUGGGGAAAAAGGACAUAAGGACUAUGAAGGUAAUUACACCUGUUGAUAUAGUACAAAAUAGUAAUCCUUUAGUUAAUGGUAUUGCAGGGUUAUCCGGCAAAUGGAACAAACGUUGGCCUGACAUUGAACAACCAUGGCCAGUGGAAGGGACUCUUAACCCUGACGUAAUCAACAUAAUGAAAGUGCUUCUGUCAAUUCAUAAAGCAGUUCAAAAGAGAGGGAAAAAAGGGAACAACGUAAAGAAAAGAGACAAAGAGAGCUGGGUGUUCUUAAGCUGUUUGAGAAUGAAGGACAAAAACUGAUAAAAGAUGCCAGAGAAAAACUAAUGGCAGAAGUCAGUACACCUUUCUCACAUACGGAUUCAGGAAAAAGACCCCCACCUUAUGAGGAAGAAGUAGAGCGUAAGGACGUCUAUCCUCAGCUUCCGGUGAUCAUUCAGGAGGGUGAUUAUUGCAUCAGAGAUGAAGAGGAACGAAUAAUAGAGAGAGGACAAGCAGAAACGACCAUAAAAAUGAAUCCAAACUCCAGAAGUAAGAAAAAACCGAGAUGUCUGGAAACUAAGAGAAGAAUGAGGUUCGGAAAGAUGAAGACAAAGAUGAAGACUUGGAGAGUAAAGGUGCUUCAUAUUCAAGAGGAUUUUACCCAACAAUGAUUAGCAAAGAAGAAAUAGAAAGAGAUAUAGACCGAUGCGUAUCAUGCCUGGAUAAAGCGAAUAGUUUAGAAGAAGUAACACAACUGGAGGAACAACUCAAGAAGCUGAAGAUACAGAAGAAGAAACUGCUGAGAAAAGGAUCCCAAGAAUUGGAGGAGAAUAAUACAUUGAGGCCAAGGAAAGAGAGAAAAGUAAGAAGAUGAUGGAAGAUGAUAUUUCGAGGACAGAACUUAGAAUAUAACCUUUUGAAGAAUACUGAUAUGUCAACAACAAGAAAGAGCAGGACCAAGAAACUGUCAGAAAACUUGAUCAAAUACAACUGGAGGGGAAGGAGAAGAAGAAGGAGAAGAAAAGCUUUGGUUAUGAAGAAUCAGGGUGAACCAAAUCAACAAUCACUGCUAUAGCUUCAACUGAACAAGGUCAAAUGCAAUUGUACCAGCCACAACAAGUGGUAUAAGUUGUUCCAUAUCCAUAUAUAGUUUCUGGAAAGAGGGAAUUUCUGAGGAAGAUAAAGGAGCAAGUGAAGAUCACCUGUACUCCAGGUGAACCCUUAAAGGAGCAAGGAUUCUAGAGUGCCUAGAAGAUCCGAAGGGGGGUGUCAGCUGGUAGCACCAAUUAGGGAAAAAAUAUCCAACAAUUGAAGUGAAAACAAAGGACUAUGAGAAGUGAUGGUGAGUAGAGGAAAAGCUUUUAUCUGUGUUGAGCCUAAAGAGGUUACACAUCUCACUAUGUAAAAUUAACUAAUUAGGAUAGGGAUUUGAGGGAGUAAAACAGUUGAUUACUCUUAAGGAACCAAUUGAGCUCUGCUAUAAAAAUCAAAGAGAAAUUAAAAUACACAUACUGGUAUCAGAACAUAUACCUAUUGCAUUGUUUGGAAGAGAUGCAUUGUGUAAAUUGAACUGUACAAUAAGAUGUACACUAGACGGCUGUCUGGUAGAAGAUUUUAAAAGAGUAGGGUUUUUGGGAAUCUAUUAGACUGCCUAUUAGACAAUCUGUCUGAAAAAUUAAGUUAAAAGGGGUGACUGUUAUUCUUGGUUACAUUCCUACACCAGGAGAUUUCAAACUAGGCUAAAAGAUGUUUAAUCGUUUGCCAAGUCUGUGUGUGAAGAAGUCAGAAGCAGGUGGGGAUUUCCCGAUCAGAUAUUCAAAAAAAUUGGUGGUAAGGGCUUUUGUGAAUAAAUCAGUGGAAAGGGUUUUUAAAAGUUAGGAGAAAAGAUUAGAUUAAAAAAGUUAGGAAAACUAGGGUUGAAGGAACUCUAGGACAGUAAGCUAAGUUUCAAUGUUAGUUAGUAGUAAGAGAGAGAGAACUAGUGGUGAUAGAUGGAAAUACAAGUCAGGAGUUCAAAGUCUUAGGGAGAAUGGAUGAAGUAACAACAAGGACAUUAACACUUCAGCAUAUUAAAACAACAGUUAGAAGCAAUUCAACUCUUUCAACAUUGAUAGUUAUUGAAGCCAUCAAUAUAUCGCAUUUGAUUACAAGGGAGCCAAUAGCUCCAGCACCAAUUUUAGAGGAAUUUCAUAGUCUGGGAAGCCUACCAUUGGAGGAUAAGUCUAAGAGAGAAGUGGGGAUUUUUCCAGGGUAUGGUGUAAAAUUUGGGAAGAUAACAUAGAUAAUAUUACCUAUACUUUGCAGGGUUUUGCAAAUGAAACGAUAAGAGGGUUUAACCUUCUGUCGAAUACUCAAAGAAGUCACAGACUGACGCUGUUAAAACAUGAUAUGGCUCUUGACUAUAUUCUAGCAAAACAAGGUGGCUUAUGUUUGGCUAUGACUUUGACGGGGGAUGAUUGUUAUACUUUGAUUCCAGAUAGUUCAGAUAAUAUCACUAGUGUUAUAGAUGCAUUGAAGAAUAUAAGGGAUGCAUUUGGUAGAUCUGAAGGAGCUGGAUGGUCAGCGAAGUCUUGGUUGCAAGAUCAGUUAGGCCCAGUGGGAGCAGUGAUGGUUCAGAUUUUAGUAGCAGCUUUGAUAGCACUGUGUGUGAUGUUUUUCUUUUGUAAUUUGUUACUGACCUUUGCGAAAGCUAUGAUAUUGAGAUGGGUUGGAGUAGUGAUGCCUGGAGACAACACUCAGAUGCCGUUGUUGACUGUUCCUGAUCUGGAUGAAGAGGGACAAGUGGGACUGGAUGGAGUAUUGAUGGAUAAAUAUCAUUUUUUGAUUAUUUGAUUAUUUUUUAAAUGUUUUUCAAUAUUAGUGUGAUUUUAGUAUUUUGUUAUGAAUCAAAGGGGGGAAAUAGGAUAAUGUGAUUCAUAUAUCAUUUAUAUAUCAUUUUUUUAUAUUCUUAGUUGAUAUUGAUGUUUUAAUUUGAAAGUGUUGUUUUGCAAAAGAUACUGUUUGGUCUUUUCUUUUCUUCCAGAAGCAUUUGGGGGAAUAUGUAGAGAUUGAAAUACUCAAACAAGGACAAUAUGAAGGGACAAUAUGAAAGGAGAAUAUGAAGGGAAAGGAGGAGAUGGAACAAGGAAGGUGUGGAAAUGUUCCGAUUCCAUCAUCAACGAUGCAUUGGAAGUCGACACUGCUGAGGAGAUGAAGUGUAGUGGACUACAUUCCAGUGUCUGCAAUGAAAUAUAGACAUAUUUGCAUGUGGAAUACAUAAUUUGUGUCAUAUUCUUUCUGUAUUAAUUUUUGUAGAAUGAUAUUUGAUGUUAUUGGAUACAUGUGGGGAUCUUAGAUGUUUUUGUUUAUUUCGUGAAUGCUUAGGGACAUGAAGUCUAGGCAGGGAUAGAGAUAAUCCACCGUAGGGUCCGAUGGGUCGACCAGCCUGAGAGUGGACAUUUUGGAUAGUAUUUUGUUUGCUGGGGCUUUCAUGUGUAUUUAAUUGCAUCAUAGUUUCAAAUGCAUUGAUAAAGAUUUAUGAAUUGAUCUGGAGUACUUAGGUGGUUGCCUGGGGCAGAGGGGCCGUGAGAGAAUUUUACUGUCUUGAUUGAUGGAUGGAUAUUUGGAAAGAAGGCUGCCAGACAGGUUUUUCGCUCUCACACUCCAUAAAGAUUUGUUCAUAUUUCAUAGAAAUGUAUUUACACUCCAUAGAAAAAUGUGUUUUUGGUUUAUUGUUAAAGAUACUCAAUAAGAUAAAUUGUUACUUGUCAUAAUCCUAUUCUGUUUGUUUUCGAGACUUUUAGUUAGUCUCGAAGGGGGGAAUGUAGUAUAUGAAGAAUUAUGACUUUGCUAAUGUUUUCAAGUGGAACCUGAGAGGAUGUUUAUUUAGUGUCAGAGGGAAUUGUUUUAGGGUGACGCCCCAUAGAAGACAGGGGAUUGGACAGUAGAGCGAGCCACCCAUAUUUUGGGAAUAUUAUAAGUACUGGGUUUAAACAAAGAAGAGCGGAGCGGACAUUAUAAUUUGGAAAACACUGCUCUCCGGGUGAUCAUGACAUCUGUAAACUUAUGCUGAAAUCUUGUGACAUGAAUAAAACUUAUGAUCAAAGUUCAGUAUAAGCGGACUCCUUUGUUUAACAGCAAUAAUUAGCAACAUUUACUCGACACUACAGAGGCUUAAAGAAAAACGGAAGGAAAGCCAGACUGAUCAUAAGUAAUCUCAGUUUCAAGGUAUGACACACACUAGUGAUGCGCGGAACCGCCUGACUGAGGCCUGCACCCAACCCUAACCCGCAAAUAUAGAAAAUGCGCUGUACAGUCAGAGAUGACCGAAUUCGUUUUUGACUGGCCUUUUUUAGAUAAGCCUAUGUUUUUGCUUAUAAUUUCCAACAUUUUAGGCUAUUUGUUAGUCAACUUGUAUAUAAUUACACACGUGCAGCUUCUCUUCUGUCAUUACUUGUAGCCCUAGAAGACUAAAUAAACCCUUGCUCACCAGAAUGUCAUAAAUUGAUCGAAUCGAUAGUUUCUCUUUCCUCUUUCAUCUCUGCUUCUCUCCCGCAGCAAAGAUGUUUGGGGACCAGGGAGAAAGUGCAAUAAAAAUAAAGGGGAAAGCUUUUCCAUGCAACAUUUCCAAGUGUCACCAGUUUGACCAGUUUUAAGGAAAUUAAUAGCUGUUAAAACGACCAACAUGUUUUUGAUAAGAUUUCAGUUCGGCUUGGAUGCAUAUUUUAUGACGCUGAUAAAGAUGGCACCUUUACAGACGGUCCCUAACCGUGCAUUUAUUCUCUCCUAGAUACUGAAAGAAAGAGAUCAUAUUUCUCCACUCCUGAUCCCGAGUAAAAGUGUUGCAUUUGGUGUAUAAUUUUACUGCAAGAAAUGCUUAAUUCUAAGGGAGCUAAUAUUAUACACUGCUCAAAAAAAUAAAGGGAACACUUAAACAACACAAUGUAACUCCAAGUCAAUCACACUUCUGUGAAAUCAAACUGUCCACUUAGGAAGCGACACUGAUUGGCAAUACAUUUCACAUGCUGUUGUGCAAAUGGAAUAGACAACAGGUGGAAAUUAUAGGCAAUUAGCAAGACACCCCCAAUAAAGGACUGGUUUUGCAGGUGGUGACCACAGACCACUUCUCAGUUCCUAUGCUUCCUGGCAGAGGUUUUGGUCACUUUUGAAUGCUGGCGGUACUUUCACUCUAGUGGUAGCAUGAGACGGAGUCUACAACCCACACAAGUGGCUCAGGUAGUGCAGCUCAUCCAGGAUGGCACAUCAAUGCGAGCUGUGGCAAGAAGGUUUGCUGUGUCUGUCAGCGUAGUGUCCAGAGCAUGGAGGCGCUACCAGGAGACAGGCCAGUACAUCAGGAGACGUGGAGGAGGCCGUAGGAGGGCAACAACCCAGCAGCAGGACUGCUACCUCCGCCUUUGUGCAAGGAGGAGCAGGAGGAGCACUGCCAGAGCCCUGCAAAAUGACCUCCAGCAGGCCACAAAUGUGCAUGUGUCUGCUCAAACGGUCAGAAACAGACUCCAUGAGGGUGGUAUGAGGGCCCGACGUCCACAGGUGGGGGUUGUGCUUACAGCCCAACACCGUGUAGGACGUUUGGCAUUUGCCAGAGAACACCAAGAUUGGCAAAUUCGCCACUGGCGCGCUGUGCUCUUCACAGAUGAAAGCAGGUUCACACUGAGCACGUGACAGACGUGACAGAGUCUGGAGACGCCGUGGAGAACGUUCUGCUGCCUGCAACAUCCUCCAGCAUGACCGGUUUGGCGGUGGGUCAGUCAUGGUGUGGGGUGGCAUUUCUUUGGGGGGCCGCACAGCCCUCCAUGUGCUCGCCAGAGGUAGCCUGACUGCCAUUAGGUACCGAGAUGAGAUCCUCAGACCCCUUGUGAGACCAUAUGCUGGUGCGGUUGGCCCUGGGUUCCUCCUAAUGCAAGACAAUGCUAGACCUCAUGUGGCUGGAGUGUGUCAGCAGUGCCUGCAAGAGGAAGGCAUUGAUGCCAUGGACUGGCCCACCCGUUCCCCAGACCUGAAUCCAAUUGAGCACAUCUGGGACAUCAUGUCUCGCUCCAUCCACCAACGCCACGUUGCACCACAGACUGUCCAGGAGUUGGCGGAUGCUUUAGUCCAGGUCUGGGAGGAGAUCCCUCAGGAGACCAUCCGCCACCUCAUCAGGAGCAUUCCCAGGCGUUGUAGGGAGGUCAUACAGGCACGUGGAGGCCACACACACUACUGAGCCUCAUUUUGACUUGUUUUAAGGACAUUAUAUCAAAGUUGGAUCAGCCUGUAGUGUGGUUUUCCACUUUAAUUUUGAGGGUGACUCCAAAUCCAGACCUCCAUGGGUUGAUACAUUUGAUUUCCAUUGAUCAUUUUUGUGUGAUUUUGUUGUCAGCACAUUCAACUAUGUAAAGAAAAAAGUAUUUAAUAAGAUAAUUUCAUUAAUUCAGAUCUAGGAUGUGUUAUUUUAGUGUUCCCUUUAUUUUUUUGAGCAGUGUAUUAGGCUAUGUGAGAGGUCGAAUUUGUAUAGCGCCUCGCAAUCAUCACACUGCUAUCAUCCUCUUUUUACCACUUCACCAAAUCGUUCCCAAACAUUAGAAUACUGUUCUGGCCCUCCCUUCUAUUUAUUUUCAACUCUCCAUUUUGCAGCUUUUCUCUUGUUGAAUGAAACUCUGACCUUUUUGCCUCAGUGGAUCGAUGUCAACUUUUUCUGCCCAAGUUCCCAGAUGCGUUUGGCAAUUGAUGUAUAUUUGGCACGCUACAGUUAGGCCCUAAAGCUUAGGCUACGCAGCAAUGGCAGAUAAAAAAGAAUGAAAGAAAAACCUAAAUGUAGCCCAUAGAUAUGAAUUGCACAAUAAUUAUACUGAGUGUACCUGCUCUUUCCAUGACACAGAUUUGACCAGGUGUAUCCAGGUGAAAGCUGUGAUCCCUUAUUGAUGUCACUUGUUAAAUCCACUUCAAUCAGUGUAGAUGAAGGGGGGGAGACAGGUUAAAGAAGGAUUUAAGCCUUGAGAUAAUUGAGACAUGUAUUGUAUGUGUGCCAUUCAGAGGGUGAAUGGACAAGACUAAAUAUUUAAGUGCCUUUGAACGGGGUAUUGUAGUAGGUUCCAGGUGCACUGGUUUGAGUGCGUCAAGAACUGCAACGCUGCUGGGUUUUUCACACUCAACAGUUUCCCGUGUGUAUCAAGAAUGAUCCACCAUCCAAAGGACAUCCAGCCAACUUGACACAACUGUGAGAAGCAUUGGAGUCAACAUGGGCCAGCAUCCCUGUGGAAUGCUUUCGAAACCUUGUAGAGUCCAUGCCCCGACAAAUUGAGGCUGUUCUGAGGGCAAAAAGGGGUGCACCUCAAUAUUAGGAAGGUGUUCCUAUUGUUUUGUACACUGUGUACAUUCAUGGAUUUUAAAUGCAUUGUUUUCUCUUUAUUCAACCUGGGACUGUGGGUUACGAGUCAACCCGUGCAUCACUAACACACCCACACAGACAAUCUUUCUCUUUGGCCUCCACUUUGUGCAAGGAUGCUUUGUCUGCAGUUAGUUGUUAAUGUUUGUCUUCGGUACCCACAGUGCUCUGAGGAUGAUCUGAAGCAGACCUUUGCCAAGUUUGGGACAGUUCUGGAGGCUAACAUCCCCCUUAAACCAGGUACAGACUUAACCUUGAGAGAAUCACCACCCAACCACACUAAGCACUGUUGAGCCUUUGUGGAUUUAGUUGUGCAAAGACAACUGCAGAGUCAAUAUCAUGUUUUCUAUCUGGUGGCUGACUAUUCCUCACUCUGUUUACCUUCCUGUGUGUGUAUGUCAUCAGAUGGAAAGAUGCGGGGCUUUGCGUUUGUCCAGUUUAAGAACGUCUUGGGGGCAGGAAAGGCCUUGAACGCAAUAAACCUAAAGGAGAUCAAAGGUGAGACACCUUAACCUGGUGUGUGUGUGUGUGUGAAUUGAAAACCUGGUCAAGGUGUGGAGAACUGCUAGAUGAAAAAUAUAAGGGGAACAACUUCUAUAUUUAAAAGUUUAAUAGACAAAGACAGACAUAUGCAUAUGUGAAGACAUACAGUUGAAAAACUCAGUUUUUCACAAUUCCUGACAUUUAAUCCUAGUAAGAAUUCCCUGUCUUAGGUCAGUUAGGAUCACCACUUUAUUUUAAGAAUGUAAAAUGUCAGAAUAAUAGUAGAGAGAAGGAUUUAUUUCAGCUUUUAUUUAUUUCAUCACAUUCCCAGUGGGUCAGAAGUUUACAUACACUCAAUUAAAAUUUGGUAGCAUUGUCUUUAAAUUGUUUAACUUGGGUCUGUCACACCCUGGCUAUGGGACUCUAGUUGUUGAGCCAGGGUGUGUUUGUUCUAUGUGGUGUGUUUCUAUGUUGGGGGUUCUAGUUCGUCUAUUUCUAUGUUUUGCCUGAGUGACUCCCAAUCAGAGGCAACGAGUGUCAGCUGUUGGCUGGUUGUCUCUGAUUGGGAGCCAUAUUUAAACUGUCUGUUUUCCCUUUGUGUUUGUGGGUUUUUGUUCCGUGUUCGGUCAUUGUUACCGUUGGACGUCACGAGUCGUUUCUUGUUUUGUUUAUGGUAGAUUAUCACUAAAGAUAAUAAAGUUCACCAUGUUCGUUCAACACGCUGCGCAUUGGUCUCUCCCUGACGAUCGUGACAGAAAAACCCACCAAAACUGGACCAAGCAGCGUGAAGAGGAGAGAGGAAGGACUUGGGAUCGAUGGAGUAGGGGUCUCGACUGGGCUAAGCCGAGUGAAGAGCAGAGAGGGUGGACUUGGGAACAGUGGAGGAAGAGUCUCGACUGGGUCAAGCCUAAUGAAGAGCAGAAUGGCUGGAGUUGGAGGCAGAAGAGCGAGAGUUGGGCGAAAACUAUAGAGGCCUGGCCCACGGGGAGGAGAGACCCCCAGAAAAUUUUUAGGGGGGGGCUCACGACGUCGGGGCAGCAGGAGGCCGCGAUAGAGCGGUCCAGCGGGUUGGCAGAGGAGGCCGCCAUGUUAAGGGGGCCACUGGUCACUAAGGGGAAGGAAAGUGUGGAGGCACGGCGAGAGGUACUGGGGUGUGUUACCAGUCCGGUCCGGCCCGUUCCUGAUCCCCGCGUAGGGCCAGGGGUGUGUGUCCCCAGUGCGGUCCGGUCUGUUCCUGUUCCUCGCAUCGAGCCUGUGGUGCGCGUCGCCAGCCCGGUCCGGCCUGUUCCUGCUCCCCGCAUCGAGCCUGUGGUACGCUUCGCCAGCCCGGUCCGUUCCUGCUCCCCGCACCAAGUCAGUAGUGCGCUUCGUCAGCCCGGUCCGGCCCGUUCCUGCUCCCCGCACCAAGUAAGUGGUGCGCUUCGUCAGUCCGGCACGGCCCGUGCCUGCUCCCCGCACCAAGCCUACGGUGUGCGUCGCCAGCCCGGCCCGGCCUGUUCCUGCCCCUCGCACCAAGCCUACGGUGCGCAUCGCCAGCCCGGUAAGGCCCGUUGCUGCUCCACGCACCAAGCCUACGGUGCGCGUCGCCAGCCCGGCCCGGCCUGUUCCAGCCACUCGCACCAAGUCUACGGUGUGCGUCGCCAGCCCGGCCCGGCCUGUUCCUGCCACUCGCACCAAGUCUACGGUGCGAGUCGUCAGCCUGGUCCAGCCCGUUCCUGCUACUCGCACCAAGCCAGGGGUGCGAGUCGUCAGCCUGGUCCAGCCCGUUCCUGCCACUCGCACCAAGCCAGGGGUGCGAGUCGUCAGCCUGGUCCAGCCCGUUCCGGCCACUCGCACCAAGCCAGGGGUGCGAGUCGUCAGUCCAGUGAGGCCCGUUGCUGCUCCACGCACCAAGCCAGGGGUGCGUAUCGUCAGCCAGGUCCGGUCCUUUCCUGCCUCACGCACCAAGCCAGGGGUGCGCGUCGUCUGUCCGGCACAACCUGUGCCUGGGUCACCGGUGCCUAACCAGGUACCGGUCAACGGCUCCACUACGGAGUUGAAGCUAACCGCUCCUGCUACGUCCAGUCCAGUUCUAGCCAGCGGGGCCAGACCGGACCAGGGGCACUAUGGGGGGUUUGUUGGAGGGUGGUGGGCAAGCCCGGAGCCAGAACCGCCGCCGAGGAGGUAUGCCCACCCAGCCCUCCCCUGUUUUGCUCUUUUUGAGGCGCGGUCGCAGUCCGCGCCUUUAGGGGGGGGGGGGGUACUGUCACACCCUGGCUAUGGGACUCUAGUUGUUGAGCCAGGGUGUGUUUGUUCUAUGUGGUGUGUUUCUAUGUUGGGGGUUCUAGUUCGUCUAUUUCUAUGUUUUGCCUGAGUGACUCCCAAUCAGAGGCAACGAGUGUCAGCUGUUGGCUGGUUGUCUCUGAUUGGGAGCCAUAUUUAAACUGUCUGUUUUCCCUUUGUGUUUGUGGGUUUUUGUUCCGUGUUCGGUCAUUGUUACCGUUGGACGUCACGAGUCGUUUCUUGUUUUGUUUAUGGUAGAUUAUCACUAAAGAUAAUAAAGUUCACCAUGUUCGUUCAACACGCUGCGCAUUGGUCUCUCCCUGACGAUCGUGACAGGGUCAAACGUUUCGGGUAGCCUUCCACAAGCUUCCCACAAUAAGUUGGGUGAAUUUUGGCACAUUCCUCCUGACAGAGCUGGUGUAACUGAGUCAGGUUUGUACGCCUCCUUGCUCGCACACACUUCUUCAGUUCUGCCCACAAUUUUUCUAUAGGAUUGAGGUCAGGGCUUUGUAAUGGCCACUCCAAUACCUUGACUUUGUUGUCCUUAAGCCAUUUUGCCACAACUUUGGAAGUAUGCUUGGGGUCAUUGUCCAUUUGGAAGACCCAUUUGCGACCAAGCUUUAACUUCCUAACUGAUGUCUUGAGAUGUUGCUUCAAUAUAUCCACAUAAUUUUCCUUCCUCAUGAUGCCAUCUAUUUUGUGAAGUGCACCAGUCCCUCCUGCAGCAAAGCACCCCCACAGCAUGAUGCUGCCAACCCCGUGCUUCACGGUUGGGAUGGUGUUCUUCGGCUUGCAAGCAGCCCCCUUUUUCCUCCAAACAUAAUGAUGGUUAUUAUGGCCAAACAGUUCUAUUUUUGUUUCAUCAGACCAGAGGAUAUUUCUUAAAAAAGUAAGAUCUUUGUCCCCAUGUGCAGUUACAAACCGUAGUCUGGCUUUUUUAUGGCGGUUUUGGAGCAGUGGCUUCUUCCUUGCUGAGCGGCCUUUCAGGUUAUGUCGAUAUAGGACUCGUUUUACUGUGGAUAUAGAUACUUUUGUACCUGUUUCCUCCAGCAUCUUCACAAGGUCCUUUGCUGUUGUUCUGGGAUUGAUUUGCACUUUUCGCACCUCGCAUCUCUAAGAGACAGAACGCGUCUCCUUCCUGAGCGGUAUGACGGCUGCGUGGUCCCGUUUUGUUUAUACUUGCGUACUAUUGUUUGUACAGAUGAACGUGGUACCUUCAGGCAUUUGGAAAUUGCUCCCAAGGAUGAACCAGACUUGGAGGUCUACAAUGUUUUUUCUGAGGUCUUGGCUGAUUUCUUUUGAUUUUCCCAUGUCAAGCAAAGAGGCACUGAGGUUGAAGGUGGUAGGCCUUGAAAUACAGUGGGGAAAAAAGUAUUUAGUCAGCCACCAAUUGUGCAAGUUCUCCCACUUAAAAAGAUGAGAGAGGCCUGUAAUUUUCAUCACAGGUACACGUCAACUAUGACAGACAAAAUGAGAAAGAAAUAUCCAGAAAAUCACACUGUAGGAUUUUUAAUGAAUUUAUUUGCAAAUUAUGGUGGAAAAUAAGUAUUUGGUCAAUAACAAAAGUUUCUCAAUACUUUGUUAUAUACCCUUUGUUGGCAAUGACACAGAUCAAACGUUUUCUGUAAGUCUUCACAAGGUUUUCACACACUGUUGCUCGUAUUUUGGCCCAUUCCUCCAUGCAGAUCUCCUCUAGAGCAGUGAUGUUUUGGGGCUGGGCAACACAGACUUUCAACUCCCUCCAAAGAUUUUCUAUGGGGUUGAGAUCUGGAGACUGGCUAGGCCACUCCACGACCUUGAAAUUGGCUGACUAAAUACUUUUUCCCCCCGCUGUACAUCCACAGGUACACCUCCAAUUGACUCAAAUGAUGUCAAUGAGCCUAUCAGAAGCUUCUAAAGCCAUUACAUUAUUUUCUGGAAUUUUCCAAGCUGUUUAAAGGCACAGUCAACUUAGUGUAUGUAAUCUUCUGACCCACUGGAAUUGUGAUACAGUGAAUUAUAAGUGAAAUAAUCUGUCUGUAAACAAUUGUUGGAAAAAUUACUUGUGUCAUGCACAAAGUAGAUGUCCUAGCCGACUUGCCAAAACUAUAGUUUGUUAACAAGAAAUGUGUGGAGUGGUUGAAAAACGAGUUUUAAUGACUCCAACCUAAGUUUAUGUAAACUUCCGACUUCAACUGUAUGUUCCUCUAAGAGGUUUGCAGCAAAUCUCUCACCCUCCAGAGGGGAGGGUUGACCUAAAUACCCUUGCCUUAUCUGUUUGUUGUUUCACCCUUCCAUGCCCGGUGCCAAAACAUUAAAUCAAGGUGGAGACCUUGAGGUUGAAUAGACUAUACAUUUUAAACAUCUUAAUCGUUUAAGGACACCUAUGGCCGGUUUUAUGGCUCAGGGGCCCAGAUCCCAUUUACUGAGACCUGCUUUACGGUGACCUCUGACCUGAGAGAGGGUACCUAGAGGCCAAAUUCCUUUAGGGAAUACUCAUCAGAAAAUAGCUUUCUUAAGUGUGUGUGUGAGAGAGCGAGACCUUUUUCUGCCCUGUGAAUAUCUCUGAUAAAGAUGGGGCACAUCUCAAUAGUCUACUGUAGCUUCCUCUGCUGUGAUCAAGUCAUUAUAUCCUCUGUCCUUUACAGGAAGGCAGGUAGCUGUGGAUUGGGCUGUGGCUAAAGACAAGUUUGUCGCUACUCAGCCAGGAGCUAAGAAAGAGGAAAAGGUCGCAGCAGAGAAAGCGGCACCUGAAAGUGACUCGGAAGAGGAGGCGGAGGAGGAAGAAGUAGAAGAAGAGAAGAAACCAUUAGAACAUUCAAAGAACAAGUAUGAACUUUUGCUGUCUGUAAUCUCUAUUUCUGCAUGUCCUCAGUUUGAGAUGGGCUGUAAAGAUGUAGACGUUGACCUAGAUGUAAUUAAGCAAUAAGGCAUGAGAACCCAGGGAUUAUCGUGUGAAUAACUGCCGACUAAGGGUUGUUAUAAGACCCAACGCGGUGGGCCAGAGAAACAGCCCAUAGGAGGGAGUUAUUUCACUAUAAUUCCCAUUUUAGAAAACAGUUACCAACAUAUUUUUAAAAAGAUGAAUGACAUGUUUUCAUAAAUGAAAAUGAGUAAAUUAGUUUAAUUUCGUCCUUCCACCAGACGAUAUAGUCCGGGCAAAAGCCAGUUGUUAGUUCUGAGAUUCUGAAGUUGCUAGCCAAAGAAGCUGUUUGUCCAUUCCAAACAUUCUAAGCAAAAAAGGUUGCCAUGCAGGCUAGCUACUUCUCCUUUGCUAGCUAGCCAACUAAAGCUAACACACAAUCAAAUCAAGCAGCUAAAAUGACAACAGACUACGCAUUUUAGUUUGUUUUACCUUUGUUUCUAUUGCCAUUUAUUUUGAUAUAUCCAUUAAAAUGAUCCUGAUAAAUGAAUUAGUCUGGCUCAGAGAUGUUGUCAGUAAUGUUCAUUCUCUCCUAUGGAAUGGUGGAGAUCGCCAAAAAUACCUGUAAUAUUGUUGCACAUGUCGGAAAAGCCGGCAGCAAGGUUUAGACAAACCCCAACUGUUGCAAACCAAAUACUAGCCUAGUAGAAUGAGGAAAUAAUGUCUAAACUUUUUUCCAGGGGAGAUGAAGUUUAUAAAUUGCCUGGCUGGGCUGUAGGACAGUGGAUGCGCAUUGAUAAUUCAAAUUGAACUGUUAACAGGCAUUACCUGGGGAUUGUGGUGAAUAACUCCCUGCUAUCAACCAAUCAGGAUCCAAACAGUUGGUCUUCUUUGACCUGUCUUUGUCCUUUGGUUCUGAGGACUGGAGUAUUGCAGCCAGGAUAUCGUUGAAGUGUUGUGUUUAAUAGUCCUUCUGUCUCUCUACAGAGUCCGCUCUAAGCCAGCUCAGCAGCCAGACAGCCCGUCAGAGGAUGAGAGUGAGGAAGGAGAGGGUGAUGAUGAGGAGAAUGAAGAAGCAGAGUCUCAGGAGGCAGAUGACGAUAAUAAAAGUGAUCUUGGGUCUGAUGAAGAUGAUGAUGACGACUGUGAGGAUUCUGGUAUGAAAUGGUUGUCUUUUCUCUUGAUGUAAUAUCACAGUGUGUAUGUUCCAGGUUGCCCUCUGUUUGAACCCCUCUCUCUCUCUCUCUCUCUCUCUCUCUCUCUCUCUCUCUCUCUCUCUCUCUCUCUCUCUCUCUCUCUCUCUCUCUCUCUCUCUCUCUCUCUCUCUCUCUCUCUCUCUCUCUCUCUCUCUCUCUCUCUCUCUCUCUCUACAUAUACAUACUGCUCAAAAAAAUAAAGGGAACACUUAUGACACAACACAAUGUAACUCCAAGUCAAUCACACUUCUGUGAAAUCAAACUGUCCACUUAGGAAGCAACACUGAUUGACAAUAAAUGUCACAUGCUGUUGUGCAAAUGGAAUAGACAACAGGUGGAAAUUAUAGGCAGUUAGCAAGACACCCCCAAUAAAGGACUGGUUUUGCAGGUGGUGACCACAGACCACUUCUCAGUUCCUAUGCUUCCUGGCUGAUGUUUUGGUCACUUUUGAAUGCUGGCGGUGCUUUCACUCUAGUGGUAGCAUGAGACGGAGUCUACAACCCACACAAGUGGCUCAGGUAGUACAGCUCAUCCAGGAUGGCACAUCAAUGCGAGCUGUGGCAAGAAGGUUUGCUGUGUCUGUCAGCGUAGUGUCCAGAGCAUGGAGGCGCUACCAGGAGACAGGCCAGUACAUCAGGAGACGUGGAGGAGGCCGUAGGAGGGUAACAACCCAGCAGCAGGACCGCUACCUCCGCCUUUGUGCAAGGAGGAGCAGGAGGAGCACUGCCAGAGCCCUGCAAAAUGACCUCCAGCAGGCCACAAAUGUGCAUGUGUCUUCUCAAACGGUCAGAAACAGACUCCAUGAGGGUGGUAUGAGGGCCCGACGUCCACAGGUGGGGGUUGUGCUUACAGCCCAACACCGUGCAGGACGUUUGGCAUUUGCCAGAGAACACCAAGAUUGGCAAAUUUGUCACUGGCGCCCUGUGCUCUUCACAGAUGAAAGCAGGUUCACACUGAGCACAUGUGACAGACGUGACAGAGUCUGGAGACGCCGUGGAGAACGUUCUGCUGCCUGCAACAUCCUCCAGCAUGACCGGUUUGGCGGUGGGUCAGUCAUGGUGUGGGGUGGCAUUUCUUUGAGCUCCUCCAUGUGCUCGCCAGAGGUAGCCUGACUGCCAUUAGGUACCGAGAUGAGAUCCUCAGACCCCUUGUGAGACCAUAUACUGGUGCGGUUGGCCCUGGGUUCCUCCUAAUGCAAGACAAUGCUAGACCUCAUGUGGCUGGAGUGUGUCAGCAGUUCCUGCAAGAGGAAGGCAUUGAUGCUAUGGACUGGCCCGCCCGUUCCCCAGACCUGAAUCCAAUUGAGCACAUCUGGGACAUCAUGUCUCGCUCCAUCCACCAACGCCACGUUGCACCACAGACUGUCCAGGAGUUGGUGGAUGCUUUAGUCCAGGUCUGGGAGGAGAUCCCUCAGGAGACCAUCCGCCACCUCAUCAGGAGCAUGCCCAGGCGUUGUAGGGAGGUCAUACAGGCACGUGGAGGCCACACACACUACUGAGCCUCAUUUUGACUUGUUUUAAGGACAUUACAUCAAAGUUGGAUCAGCCUGUAGUGUGGUUUUCCACUUUAAUUUUGAGUGUGACUCCAAAUCCAGACUUCCAUGGGUUGAUAAAUUUGAUUUCCAUUGAUAAUUUUUUUGUGAUUUUGUUGUCAGCACAUUCAACUAUGUAAAGAAAAAAGUAUUUAAUAAGAUUAUUUCAUUCAUUCAGAUCUAGGAUGUUUUAUUUUAGUGUUCCCUUUUAUUUUUUUGAGCAGUGUAUAUAUCUAUCUCUCGUGCAGCCAAGAGGAAGCCCAUCCCAUCAGACGUCAAUGAGGGCAAAACCAUCUUUCUCAGGAACCUGUCGUUUGAUACGGAACAGGAGUGCUUGGAGGAGGUAUUACUGCAGUAUGGAGAACUGAAGUACAUCAAGAUCUGUCUACACCCAGACACUGAACACUCUAAAUGUAUAGUCCUGGCUCCAACACAACCUCAUUCUCUCUAUAGCUCUGUCCCCCCCCAAACUUAAACAAUGCGAUGAAGUGGGAUAGAUGUCUACAUGUUAACAUUGAAUCAUGGUUGUGUUGGUUGGUAAUGGUUGUUGACUGUGUUCUGUUGUCUGGUCAGGUAUUGCCUUUGCUCAGUUCAAGUCUAAAGAAGCAGCAGAGAAAUGCAUUAUUGCCGCGGAGGACGAGUCAGAGGUGAGACGGAAUAGGAUAAAUUACUCAUGCAUUCUACAGGUACAUCUCUUCUGAUGAGCCCUGUGUUGCUGUAAUGUAUGUUUGGGGGUAACAUGUUUGUGUCUGUCUUAGAGCGGGGGUAUCCAUGUGGAUGGUAGGAAGCUGAACAUCGUAGCGGCGGUAAGCAGAGAGGAUGCCGUCAAACGGAAGGACAAGAAGGUCAAAACACACAGGGACCAGGAAAAUCUACCUGGCUAGAGAGGGAUGUAAGUUACAGCCCCUUUCUCCUCCCUUUUCCUCUCCUCUCCCCUAUCUCAUACCUCUCUUUCUCUCAGUGAUACGGGCAGGAACUAAGGCAGCUGAGGACGUUCCAGCAGCAGACAUGGCCAAGAGGACCAGAGUAAGUACUUACUGUUUUUCAACCAAUCAUAGCGUUGUCUUACAAUCACAAUAGUGUGUUGGUAACUGAGGGCUUGUGUCCCCAGUGUUUUUUUUUUUUUUUUUUUUCAUUUUUAUUUUAGGAAGGCCAGAGUGUGUGUAUGUGUUAACCCUCUCCUUCUGUGUUAGUUUGAGGACCUGAAGCGGACCAAGCUACGGGACAUGAAUGUGUUUGUGUCCAAGAACCGCUUGUGUGUCCACAACCUGCCCAAGUCUGUAGACAGCAAACAACUACAACAACUCUGUCUGAAAGCUGCAGGAGCUGGCAAGGGGGUCCUCAUUACCGAGGUAAGACACUCCUACCACAUUUCCAUAGCUGUUUCCAUCUGAGUCAAAUCUGGCAAUAGGUCCUCAUCUCUCUGGGUGAUCGGUUAGUGACCACCAGGUAGCACUACAGUGCCUUCAGAAAGUAUUCACACCCCCUUGACUUUUUGUGCUAAUGGUUUCUUCUCCUCCUCUUCUUCAAAGUCACUUUCAAGUGCCACAUUUUGUUGUGUUGCAGCCUGAAUUCAACAUUUUUUAAAUUGACCCACCCAUAAUGUCAGUGUAAUUGUUUAUUUUUACAAAUUAAUUAAAAAUGAAAAGCUGAAAUGUCUUGAGUCAAUAAGUAUUCAACCCCUUUGUUAUGGCAAGCCUAAAUUAGUUCAGGAGUAAAAAUGUGCUUAACAAGUCACAUAAUAAGCUGCAUGGACUCACUCUGUGUGCAAUAAUAGUGUUUAACAUGAUUUUUGAACGACUACCUCAUCUCUGUACCCCACACAUAAAAUUAUAUGUAAGUUCCCUCAGUCGACCAGUGAAUUCUAAACACAGAUUCAACCAGAAAGACCAGGUAGGUUUUCUAAUGCCUCACAAAGAAGAGCACCUAUUGUUAGAUGGGUAAAAAUAAAGCAGACAUUGAAUAUCCCUUUGAGCAUGUUUAAGUUAUUACACUUUGGAUGGUGUAUCAAUACACCCAGUCACUACAAAGAUACAGGUGGCAUUCCUACCUCAGUUGCUGGAGAGGAACGAAACCGCACAGGGUUUUGACCAUGAGGCCAAUAGUGACUUUAAAACAGUUACAGAGUUUAAUGGCUGUGAUAGGAGAAAACUGAGGAGAGAUCAACAACAUUGUAGUGACUCCACAAUGCUAACCUAAUUGACAGAGUGAAAAGAUGGAACCCUGUACAGAACAAAAAUAUUCCAAAACAUGCAGCCUGUUUGCAACAAGGUACUAAAGUAAUACUGCAAAAAGAUGUGGCAAAGCAAUUAACACUUUGUAUUCAGGACAAAAAUUUAUGUUUGGGGGCAAAUCCAAUACAACACAUUAAUAUUUUCAAGCAUAAUGGUGGCUGAAUCAUGUUAUGGCUAUGCUUGUAAUUGUUAAGGACUGGGGAGUUUUUCAGGAUAAAAAAUAAAUGGAAUGGAGCUAAGCACAGGCAAAAUCCUAGAGGAAAACCUGGUUCAGUCUGCUUUCCACUAGACACUGGCAGAUGAAUUCACCUUUCAGCAGGACAGUAACCUAAAACACAAGGCCAAAUCUACACUGCAGUUGCUUACCUAAAAAGACAGUGAAUGUUUCUGAGUGGCCGAGUUACAGUUCUGAUUUAAAUCUGCUUAAAAAUCUAUGGCAAGUCCUGAAAAUGGAUGUCUAGCAAUGAUCAACAACCAAUUUGACAGAAUUUUGAAAAUAAUAAUGGGCCAAUGUUGCACAAUCCAGGUGUGGAAAGCUCUUAGAGACUUACCCAGAAAGACUCACAGCUGUAAUCGCUGCCAAAGGUGAUUCUAACAUGUAUUGACUCAGGGGGUUGAAUACUUAUCUCAUCAACAUACUGUAUAUUACUGUUUUUUUAAUACAAAUGUUAGAAUUUUUCUUCCACUUUGACAUUUCAGUAUUUUGUGUAGAUUGUUGACAAAAAAAUGACAUUCAAUUCAUUUUAAUCCCACUUUGUAACACAACUAAAUGUGGAAAAAGUCAAGGGGUGUGAAUACUUUCUGAAGGCACUGUAUUGUCCUAUAAAGCUGUCCUGUCCAUGUUGAAUGGCCUUUAAUUUCUCUUUACAACCUCUUUCCCCAAUUCUCAUUGUUUACCAUUUGCUUUUCUUCCCCUUUUCCUCACCAUCUCUAUCUGUAUACCCCCCCCUCUCUCUCGCUCUCUCUCUGUCCAGUGCAGGGUGAUGUAUGAUAAGAAGCCAGAGCGGGGUCAGGUGUUAGGCCGGUCGCUAGGUUACGGCUUUGUUCAGUUCCAAGAUCAUGAACACGCUCUGAAGACACUACGACACCUCAACAAUAACCCUGACAUCUACGGAAACACCAAGGUGUGUCUUUGUUGAUCUCUCUCUGUGUGUGUAUGCAUGUCCUCAACCUUGUCCUCGACAGAAUGCAGCUGUGUUUGAGAGGGUGAAUGACAGGUUAUGUUUCAGGAUGUUGUCUUUGGCUCUCAGUAGCUGAUGUCAGUAACUGCAUUGAUUUUAUCUCUGAACAAUAUUACAUCUGGUCUCAAACAUCCUAGUCAUCAAUAUUUUAUGUUGAAUUGCACGUACACACGUUUGGUUUGGCAACCUACAGCAUCUGAUCAAUAUUGACGGUCUUCUUGCUAAAUUAUGAGAGAGUUUUAUUGAGAAGACUAUUCACAGGUUGUCAUUGUUUUGUUUUUCUUGAAUGAUUUACCUUGUGUGUGUACAGAGGCCCAUUGUUGAGUUUUCUCUUGAAGAUGGGAGGAAGCUGAAGAUGAAAGAAAUGCGACAACAACAAGUCAAGGUGUGUCUUCUCUUCUGUUUUUGUUGGUGUGUGAUGAUGGUUAAGAUUAAGAGUAACACAUUUUCCUGUCUCCAUGGUUUCCAGGAGCGUUUUAAGGGGCGUGGCCCUAUGGGAAGCUGCAUCAGGAGGCGGGACUGGACCUCAGAAGGGUGCGUCUAAAUCCCAGAGUGCCAUGGUAACGAAGGAGGGGUCAGCGAAGACCCAGACACAGUCAGCACCAUCAGGUCAGGGCAGACAGGAUGGAGGUAUGACGCUCUACAUUUCUGCUCAAUCCUGAAGAUAACACACACACAGCUCAUCAAUUCUGGUGGAACUGCAAAUGUUUGUCAUUUUUAACUUUUCCCUCAUUUUCUGUAUUCUUUUUGCUUUUUGGUUGUCGCUGAUAUUUCCUCCCAUUUCUUUCUCUCUCGUCUAGUACCUCCCCCCCCAGCCACAGGCCAAGGCUCAGACCCAGCAACAGGCCCAGAAGCAGGGCCGGCAGUACGCAGGCUUCCAGACCACCCCAGUUCUAGAACACGUAGAACUGGAGGAUGGAAAGAAACGACAGAAGGUUCUAGCCCUGCCCUCCCACCGUGGCCCAAAGAUCAGGUAAUACAUUUUUUACAUUUUAGUCAUUUAGCAGACGCUCUUAUCCAGAGCAACUUACAAUUAGUGAGUGCAUACAUUUUCAUACUGGCCCCCCGUGGGAAACGAACCCACAACCCUGGCGUUGCAAGCGCCAUGCUCUACCAACUGAGCUACAGGGGACUACACACACACACACUGUACCUAUUACAUUGUAAUCCAUACUACAUGGUAUAACGUUGGUCCUGCAGGGCGCGUGAUAAGGGGAAGCCGCAGCACCAGCUUGCUCAGCCUAAGAAGCCCAAGAUCCGGCCCAGCAGGAGAGAGCGACAGGGAGGAACGUCACUGGAGAAACCUACACAGCCCAGAACACAGGUACACACACAAACAUUACCAAUGUCUGCAUGUCGUGGCCCCAAGAUCAUGUAAUACAUUCAACUGUCUUUUCCAGAGUGCUAAAGGGGCCAAGAGGCGGUUUAGGAGCCGAGAGGAUGACCGCUUUGACAAUCUGGUUGAACAAUACAAGAGGAAACUGAUGGGCGGCAACAAGACUGCAACCAUCAAGAAGAACAAGUGGUUCAACAGUUAA